AUGUCAGAUCCAAACAGCUUGGUGGCUACGCGAGCCCGAAGAGCCAAUGCCGGUUCGAGGUUGAAGCACCUUAUCGAGAUCGAGGAGCUGGCUUCUGAAACUCGAAGCUUCGCCAUGACAGAGGAUGACGAAAACGUCGAGUUGUUGUUCCAAGAAGACGACAACGACGAAGAAUUUAAUGAAGGCGACGAGGACGACCAAGACCAAGAAGAGGAAGAGAGCGACGAAGAAGAGGAAGAGGCGUCCGGCCCUGUAGAUACCUCCAAGAAUGACACAGCCAAAACAGAUACAACAUCUCCAAGCAAGGAAGACUCGGUAUCUGAGACGGAGGAAAACGUCAAUGCAGAUGAUAUGCUCUCUGACUCAGAUCUUUCGGUAUCUGACAGUGAUGACAGUGAGGGAGAGAGGGAAUUGGAGAAACAAGAACGGGCUAACAAAAGGAAGAAGAAAAGCCAGCCUUUUGUGCCUGCGAUCAAAAAACCCAAGCCCGAGAUAGAAAAGGCAAAGCCCGUGGCCAAGCCUUUGGUAAAGCACAGUGAUAUACUAUUAAUGAGCGAACGUAGAUCUUCCUCGCGUAAGUCUGCCUUGAAGAACAAGGAGCAGUUGAUUAAUAGAAUACGGCAGGAUGAGAAACGUCGUGCUGCUCACACCCCCAUAAAGCGCGUGAAAGAGCGAAAACUCACACAAGAAGAGAGACUAGCGCAGGCCGUGGAGACUGAGCGUGAGAACAUCGAGUCCCUUCAUUUGUUCAUGGAGCAGGAAAUUGUCAAAAAAGAACGUCAGAAGUGGUUGCUCCAGCUGAGACGCGCAAAAUUAAAGAACGUGAUAAGGUUUACGUCCGAGGAAACUUUUGUGUGUCCAUUGGAUGAGAUAGAAGACGAGCGCCAUGUUCAAGACAUGUACGAAAGAAGAAGGAAAGGAAGACGUAGAAGAUUCAACGAAUACCCAGAAGAGAGAAGGUAUGGUGACAUUGACCCGAACUUACCUUAUUACAGAAGGGAAAUGGAAGAGAAGCGUAUCAGAGAAUUGAAAAUGGCUGAGGAACGCAGAAUAUUAGAAGAGCAACGAGCAAUCAAAAGAAAGCGUCUCGAAGAAGAGCGCGAGGCAAGAAGAAAAGCCUUGGAAGAAGAGCGCGAGGCUCGUAAGAUUGCCAAGGAGGAGCGUUUGAAAGAGUUCGAGGAUGUAGAUGUCACUGAAAAUCAUAUUGCAGAUACAUCUACUGAUCUGAAAGAAGCUCUGGAUCAAACUCAACUCAAGAAUGAUGAAGAAGCAAGCGCAGAGUCGAUUGCACAGCCUCUUGCCCAAGAUGAAACCAACAUGGUAAAAGAAUCUGACGAUAAAGUCGAAGCAUCUCAAGACAUCGAAUCAACCAGUCAAGAAGCUGUUCCAGAAGUCAAAAUCGAAAGCUCUGUUGAGAAAACUCAGAAUGAUGACAGUUCCGACAUCAACAAACCAGAUGAAGUACCUGGAACAAAUGUCGAUUCACAGCCCGACUCGAUGGACAUAGACACAAAGCCUAUACAAGAUCAAAUGCCAGCGGAACCAGCGCAGAUUGAAAAUGAAGAAGCUGCACCAACAGAAUCUAGAAGUCUAACCGAGCAGCCUAGUCAAUCGGGAGAGACUCCAGGCUCAACUCAAGUCUUGCAAGCAGCCACUCCUGUGACAGAUAGGUCAAAGGAGCCAACAGCAGAGCCGGAGAAAAAGGUAACCUUUGAAGUUGCAGAAAAAGUCGAAAACGAGGAGGAAGCGGGGGGACUCAUCACACAAGAAAGUCUCAACGAGUACUUUUAUCGCCGAAGCGAAAACGGAAGUAUCUAUGAGGGUCCAGUUCAGCACGUAGGACGCAACCAUGUCAUCUUGAUGGACUUCGAAGAAGAGCAAAGAUGGGGUCUCACGGAAAUGAGAAUUCAACAGGUUUUGUUUGGCGACGACGCUACUUUCAGUGGGUCCAGAAGAUUGAGAGAUGUUGAAACCAUUCUUCGAAGCACUACAAGACUGGACAAUCCCUAUGCUAUCACUAAGGAAGACACUGACAAUGAAAUACUCAAAUCCGUGAAGGACAUAAAAGAAGAAGACCCCAUGUUCGAAGUUCUUCGACGGAUUCCCAGACUCGGAGACAAGAACAUUGUCACUGAGGAGGUUUAUGAGGAGCUACCCGAGGAGUCCACACACAUCAGAAUCCGGACCGAAGCUCCGACAGGUCUCUAUCUCCCCAACGGAAACAAGAAGCUUUGUCUCAUUUCAGGAAAGGAAGUCAGAUAUUUCGAUCCCAUCACUGGUAUGCCAUACGAGAACAAAGACAUGUACAAGAUCAUCAAGGAUGUCGAGAUGGGUCUUUACUCAUGGCACAGUAUUGGCAGAGAUGUGAACGCAUACGGAAUGGCCCAAGUAUAUUUAAACAAAAGGGAGGGUGCAAGACACGCCAAAGGUGUUCCAGAAGGGUUCGAUGGAUAA
This is a messenger RNA of Australozyma saopauloensis, 2454 nucleotides long. RefSeq lists its product as uncharacterized. The coding region runs from base 1 to 2454 and encodes 817 amino acids. Lineage: Eukaryota; Fungi; Ascomycota; Pichiomycetes; Serinales; Metschnikowiaceae. Gene Ontology annotation, cellular component: nucleus. The record is from RefSeq and is a predicted model, not a curated record. The transcript has a single exon. Gene Ontology annotation, molecular function: ATP-dependent H2AZ histone chaperone activity. Gene Ontology annotation, biological process: regulation of DNA-templated transcription; chromatin remodeling.